AUGUUCUGUGUGUGUUUCUCAGCGCUGCUCUAUAAGUGUGAGGCUCAGCGCUCCAGCUGCGGUCAGUGUCUCAAAGCGCCGCCGGCCUUCGAGUGCGGCUGGUGCACCGAGAACAGGAAGUGUCUCCUCAGGCAGCACUGUCCCUCUGCAGAGCAGAACUGGAUGCACCACGGCCGCCACAACCUGCGCUGCAGCCACCCCAGAAUCACCAAGAUCGAUCCUCUGACCGGGCCUCGGGAGGGGGGGACCCGGGUCACCAUCGAGGGGGAGAACCUGGGUCUGCAGGUGAAGGAGAUCGCUCAUGUUCAGGUAGCAGGAGUCCGCUGCAACCCGGUUCCCUCGCAGUACGUCAGCGCUGAGAGGAUUGUGUGUGACAUGGCCGAGGCGCUCCUCCCUCACUCCCCCGGUGGACCCGUGGAGCUCUGCAGCGUCUGCAGCGCUGAGUAUCGAACCCUCUCCACCCAGACCUACUCCUUCGUGAGCCCCAUCAUCAGCCGUGUCCUCCCAGAGAGGGGUCCUGUUUCCGGGGGAACCAGACUAGCGGUGUCGGGUCGCUACCUGGACGCCGGGCAGCAGCGUCACCGUCUACAUCGACAAGACGAGUGUCUGUUUGUAAAACGCACCAAGCGGGAGAUCAUCUGCAUCACUCCGGCCUCGGCGUCCGGCGCUGGCCCCGCCCCCAUCCGGCUGAUGAUUGACAGGGCCGAGGUGACGAGCUCCGACACCAAGUACAUCUACAGAGACCCGACCAUCACCAGCAUCGAGCCCAACUGGACCAUACUCAAUGGCAGCACAGUGAUCACAGUAACAGGAACCAACCUUCGGACGAUCCAGGAGCCCAAAGUCAGAGCCAAGUACGGAGGAGUGGAGACCAGCAACUUCUGUAACCUGGUGAACGACAGCACGAUGACGUGUCUGGCUCCUGGUCUGAUGUACACCAAACCAAACCCACCAGAGGGGGCGCUGCGACCUGACGAGUUCGGCUUCAUCUUCGACCAGGUCUCCUCCCUCCUGGUGCUGAACUCGACCCCCUUCACUCAUUACCCCAACCCGACCUUUGACCCCCUGGGGAACUCUGGGAUCCUGGAGGUCAAACCGGGGUCACCCAUCAUCCUCAAGGGUAAGAACCUGAUCCCUCCGGCUCCGGGUAACAACCGUCUGAACUACACGGUGCUGAUCGGAGAGUCUCCGUGUCUGUUAACGGUGUCAGAGAACCAGCUGCUCUGUGAUUCACCCGAUCUGACCGGAGAGCAAAGAGUCCUGAUCCUGGUCGGAGGUCUGGAAUAUUCUCCGGGGACGCUCCAUAUCUACUCGGACAGCGCCCUGACGCUUCCCGCCAUCAUCGGCAUCGGAGCGGGCGGCGGCGUCCUGCUCAUCGCCAUCAUCGCCGUGCUCAUCGCCUACAAGAGGAAGACCCGCGACGCCGACCGCACGCUCAAACGCCUCCAGCUGCAGAUGGACAACCUGGAGAGCCGGGUGGCGCUAGAGUGCAAAGAGGCGUUCGCCGAGCUGCAGACGGACAUCCAGGAACUGACCAACGACAUGGACGGAGUGAAGAUCCCCUUCCUGGAGUAUCGGACCUACACCAUGAGAGUCAUGUUUCCUGGGAUAGAAGAACACCCGGUGCUUAAAGAGCUGGACUCUCCGGCUAACGUAGAGAAGGCUCUGCGUCUCUUCAGUCAGCUGCUGAACAACAAGAUGUUCCUGCUGACGUUCAUUCACACGCUGGAGGCCCAGAGGUCCUUCUCCAUGAGGGACCGCGGCAACGUCGCCUCGCUGCUCAUGGCCGCUCUGCAGACUCUGAUGUGCAUCCCUCCGGAGGGCGAGGCAGGGACGGAGGUGCCGGUGAAGGUGUUGAACUGUGACACAGUGACUCAGGUCAAAGACAAACUUCUGGACGCCGUCUACAAAGGAAUCCCGUUCUCUCAGAGACCUCAAGCUGACGACAUGGACCUCGAGUGGCGUCAGGGUCGACUGACGAGGAUCAUCCUGCAGGACGAAGACGUGACGACGAAGAUAGAGAGUGACUGGAAGAGACUCAACACACUGGCACACUACCAGGUAACGGACGGCUCGUUGGUGGCGCUGGUCCAGAAGCAGGUUUCUGCCUACAACAUCGCCAACUCCUUCACCUUCACCAGAUCACUGAGCAGAUACGAGUCGUUACUCAGGACCUCCAGCAGUCCUGACAGUCUGAGAUCCAGAGCUCCCAUGAUCACACCUGACCAGGAGACAGGAACUAAACUUUGGCAUCUGGUGAAGAAUCACGAGCACAGCGACCAGAGAGAAGGAGACAGAGGCAGCAAGAUGGUCUCUGAGAUCUACCUGACCAGACUGCUGGCUACCAAGGGAACGCUGCAGAAGUUCGUGGACGACCUCUUUGAGACGGUGUUUAGCACCGCCCACCGCGGCUCUGCGCUCCCAUUGGCUAUCAAAUACAUGUUCGACUUCCUGGACGAGCAGGCGGACAAACGACAGAUCAGCGACCCGGACGUCCGACACACCUGGAAGAGCAACUGCCUCCCUCUCAGGUUCUGGGUGAACGUCAUAAAGAACCCUCAGUUCGUGUUUGACAUCCAUAAGAGCAGCAUCACCGACGCCUGCCUGUCGGUCGUGGCUCAGACCUUCAUGGACUCCUGCUCGACGUCUGAACACCGGCUGGGGAAAGAUUCUCCGUCCAACAAGCUGCUCUACGCUAAAGACAUCCCCAACUACAAGAGCUGGGUGGAGAGGUACUACAGGGAUAUUGCGAAGAUGCCCAGCAUCAGCGAUCAGGACAUGGACGCCUACUUGGUGGAGCAGUCCCGUCUCCACGGCAACGAGUUCAACACACUGAGCGCACUCAGCGAGCUCUACUUCUACAUCAACAAGUACAAGGAAGAGAUCCUGACGGCGUUGGAUCGGGACGGUUACUGUCGCAAACACAAACUGAGGCACAAACUGGAGCAAGCCAUCAACCUGAUGUCUGGAAGCAGCUGA
Messenger RNA from Scomber japonicus (chub mackerel), 2979 nucleotides. RefSeq names its product plexin A3-like. Gene Ontology annotation, biological process: semaphorin-plexin signaling pathway involved in axon guidance; regulation of GTPase activity; regulation of cell shape. Gene Ontology annotation, molecular function: semaphorin receptor activity. Gene Ontology annotation, cellular component: semaphorin receptor complex. The record is from RefSeq and is a predicted model, not a curated record. Lineage: Eukaryota; Metazoa; Chordata; Actinopteri; Scombriformes; Scombridae.